AGGCGAAGUGUGCAGCCAGGAGGAUUGACUCCUCACGCUUCCCGUAGCAGGUUGGUUUGCUCCAACAUGGCUGCCAUGAGGAGCUGGGUGACUCCUGGUUGCCUAACAAGAUGUUUCCUGAUACAGACUGGACAACAGAGCCGAGGCAGCAUCACCAUCUCACACAUAUGGAAGCACCGGUUACUCCAGAAGUCCCAUCUGCACACAGUGUUUGAGUGUCGCAGCCCUGCCGCCAGGACUCUGCUGGGCCGCAGACAACAUGGGAAGUUCCUCUGGGUGAACGCCGUGGCAGUCAGGCACAACAGCUCACAGAUCCCACCUGAGGAUGGAACCAUGGCAGAUCCAGUCCUGCAGUCCUCCCCCGUCUCUCUGCACGCUGACCCCGUCAUCGCACACCCGAUCACUGAACAGAUCCAAGUUGAAACCGUUUCCAUGUCAGCACCACUACUGGACAUCUCUCCUCCUCCUCCUCCUCCACCAGUCUUGGAUUCCUCCCCUGAGCUUUUGUCCGCUGACCCCGCCGCUGUUUUCUCGCAGAUGGCUGACGCUGCACCGACUGCAGUGGAGGUCCUACAGGCCGCGGCUACAGAAACCAGUUUAGCGGAGCUGGGAUUGGCCGCCAAUACACCAGUGGGGCUGAUCCAGAACUUGUUAGAGUUCAUGCACGUGGAUCUUGGUUUGCCCUGGUGGGGGGCCAUUGUUGUAGGAACGGUGUUGGCUCGUCUGGCUGUGUUUCCAGUCAUAGUGAAGGGCCAGAGGGAGGCAGCCAAGCUGAACAAUGUCAUGCCCGAGAUGACCAAACUCACCAACAGGAUGAAUGAGGCCAAACAGAGUGGAAACAAAUUUGAAUUUGCCAGAGCCUACUCUGAGCUGAACUUGUUCCAGAAGAAGCACGAUGUAAAUCCUCUCCGCGGCUUCCUAAUCCCUAUGGUGCAGGCACCAGUCUUCGUCUCUUUCUUCAUCGCGCUGAGGAAGAUGUCCUAUCUGCCGGUGCCCAGCAUGCAGACGGGAGGCCUGCUCUGGUUUACAGACCUGACGGCAGCAGACCCUUUUUAUAUCCUGCCUCUGGCUGUCACUGGAACCAUGUUCUUCAUCCUAGAGUUGGGCGCAGAGUCCGGUAUCGACAACCCCAACCUGCGAGCCAUGAAGACUGUGUUCAGGAUCAUGCCCCUUGUCAUCCUCCCCCUCACUAUCAACUUCCCCACGGCGGUGUUUACCUACUGGCUGACCUCCAACUGCUUCUCCUUGGGUCAAGUGGCCCUCCUAAGACACCCCUUAGUCAGAGAGAGGUUUAGGAUCCCGGAGAGGAUCAAACACCCGACCUCCGACCUCGCCCAAAAUGAGGGCUUAAUCGAAACCGUGAAGAAGGGCUGGAAAAACGCUCAGCUGGGCCAGCAGCUGGAAGAGAGAGAACGAAGAAUCAAAAAUCACCUGGACCUCGCUGCUAAAGGUCCACUGAGGCAGACUUUUACUCACAAUCCCCUCCAGCAGCCCCCACCCAUGACUGCAGCAUCAGCUAAAGACAAGCAAGGUAGUGACAAGGCGAGGCCAUGGAAGGACACUAUUGGAUAGAUGAGACAUUAUAAUGAUUUAUGUACAUAUUUAUGGAUGGAAGAGAGGACAGUGUGGGAAAGGAUUGUCAUUAUGUAUUAUUCUAAUUAAAAUCUGCCUCAAAACAACCA
Messenger RNA from Sebastes umbrosus (honeycomb rockfish), 1682 nucleotides. It is a transcript of the gene oxa1l, whose product is annotated as OXA1L mitochondrial inner membrane protein. The record is from RefSeq and is a predicted model, not a curated record. The transcript is spliced from 11 exons. Gene Ontology annotation, biological process: protein insertion into mitochondrial inner membrane from matrix; mitochondrial respiratory chain complex IV assembly. Gene Ontology annotation, molecular function: membrane insertase activity. Gene Ontology annotation, cellular component: mitochondrial inner membrane. Bases 67 to 1572 code for a protein of 501 amino acids. Lineage: Eukaryota; Metazoa; Chordata; Actinopteri; Perciformes; Sebastidae.